Molecule: messenger RNA, 912 nt
Organism: Aspergillus luchuensis
Lineage: Eukaryota; Fungi; Ascomycota; Eurotiomycetes; Eurotiales; Aspergillaceae
Exons: 3
Coding region: 1-912 (303 amino acids)
Source: RefSeq, a predicted model, not a curated record
AUGUCUCGCCGCGAAGAUUCCAAGGCUAGGGAUGACACUGUCACCGUUAACGUUGAAGAUUUUACCCGCACUCGCGACAGUGUUGUCUCCAGCCUAGUGCAACUGUCGGCCGCGGUCUCUGAGCUGACCAAGGCCUACCUCAACCAUGCCGACACUGUCCUGGGUCGCACCCCUACUGCCCUGGACAUCAGCAGCAUCACCGGCAUCACCAGCUCUUUGUAUGAGUCUGGUCUGCUUGGUGCGCGCGCUACCAGCCCUGGCGCCAAGUCCGAAGUGGGCGAGAAGAAGAAGCGCAAGCGUGCUCCCCCGGACCCCAACGCGCCCAAGCGCGCCUUGACUCCCUUCUUCCUUUACAUGCAGCACAACCGCUCCCGUAUUGCUGAGGAGUUGGGUCCCAAUGCCAAGCCCAAGGAAGUCUCUGACGAGGGUACUCGCCGUUGGGCUGAGAUGCCUGAACCCCAGAAGGAGGUCUGGAAGAAGCUGUAUGCGGACAACCUUGCCAUCUACAAGGAGAAGGUGAAGGCCUACAAGGCUGGUCUCCCUUACUCGGACGAUGCCAAGGCUGCGAGCCAGCUGCACCAGGGUAUUGAGGGCGCCGAGGCCACUGAGGCGUCUGAAGAUGAGGAGCAGGAAUCCGAGGAAGAGUCCGAGGAGGAGUCUUCUCCCGAGCCGGUCAAGGAGCCCACUCCCCCGCGCAGCACCAAGCGUCGUCGCAGCGAGGGCAAGCCUACUGCCAAGGAGGCACCGACCCCCAGCGAGAAGAAGAAGGAGUCCCCCGAGAAGAAGAAGCGCGGCGCUGCUGCUCGCAAGGAGAAGGAGCAGGAAGAGACCCCUGCUCGCAAGGCUGCAGGUGGCGAGAACAAGCGCGCCACCAAGAAGAAGCGCAAGAGCGAGGCCGGUGCUGAGGAGUAA